CAGCGGUGUAAUACGAUUCCCGUGGUGUAUGUAUUUAAUACUGGUCCUACAGUCGCUAUUUAACUGUGGAUUCCUAUAUAUUAUUAUACUACCCACCCGGCUGCUGCAGCUUUGUAGCUGCAAGCAGAUGCAGAAUUAAGCUGGAUUCUGUAAGUAAAGUGUUCCCUGGCUGCAGUCAAGCGGGAUUACUGCCAAUCAAUUUCCCAUCGAUCCGGCCAACACGGAUUACAUAUUGACGUCACCGGGAUGUAUGCAGCCGUCAGGGCAACGGCGGCGGAAACAACACAGACUGGAAACCAAUGAUGCACGGCAGCUGCAGGGUUAAUUUCAAAAGAUGAAUGAAAUUACGCGGUGCUUGAUCAUACGCGGAAUUGCGGAUCGGCCGGGCUUUGUUUGGUUGCGUUGCACACGCAGCAGCGAUGAGCCGCAACAUUUCUAGAACAAAAAGGGCCUGCAUCACUGCCACUCCACUGCUCGUUUUCCAUUUACUCCGAAGAGUUUUCUCUAACAACGCACUCGAUAUCUAUCUUCCUCUCUCUGCUACACAAACGCUGUGAUGGCUAUCGCGCUAGCUAUGACCCGCAUCGUGUACACUCCCGCCAUCGUCCUCCUGUCGCUGUCAGCUGUAUCCACUCGCUCCACCGGUGACCUCCUGGAUAUCUACCGCCAACAGCUGGACCAUGAUCUGCGCUGGGAUGAUAAUGUGGACGGUUCGUACGACAUCGACACCAUCCGGACCAAAUUCCGCACGGUCAGCAACGGUUUAGGCUGGAUUAUGACCUCAACACCGUUGUCCACUCGGAACGCCGUCAAGAACAUCCACCAAGAGAUGCCGCUAUACCAGUUCUAUAACCACCACACCCAGCAAGUCACAUCCACUACAGACGCGCCAGAGGUGGAGAUUGUUCUGGGCAAGGAAGACGAUGAAGAUGACAACGAAGAAACGGACAAUGGUAAUGACAGUGAUAACGACAGUGGUGACAGCGACGAGGACAAUGAAGACACUGACGAUGAGGUGACCACCAAGACCACGCCCGCGACCACGGAAGCAACUACCCCGCCGCACUUGGUCAUCCAACCUGGCCGCGCCAUCGACACCGCACCCGCCCGCCUCGCCCACAACUCCGCUCACCUUCCGGCGCCCACGUAUGACCUGGCCAAAUGCACCGAUGUCGAAGAUCACCAAACCGAGCAGGCGGUAACCCACCUGGCCGUCCCCAUCACCGUGGGCGUGGUGGGCUCGCUGUGUUUUGCUGGAGUCAUUGCCUUCUUUCUCCAGCGCCGAGCCCGUGGCCGGAAAGCCAGUUUUGACGAGGAGCACGGCUACGGUUACGGCUAUGGGAUAAGUCAGCCCAUUCCUUCUCGAAAGCCCAGCAAAGGCUUGACCUUGGACCUAACCAAUGACCGCCUCUUGGCCAAAUCGGCCGAAACCUACCAUUACCAGCAGCAACGCCGCAGCAUGAUAUCGUCCUCAGGAUCGUCCAGCCGCUCGGGAAGUUUGAUGCACGGCCGUGUGCCGGAACACUCCGAUUACGACACCGAGGAGGAGGAGGCCGAUGAGGGCGUGGCCACGCAGUACGGCGACUAUACGGUGUUCGAGUGUCCAGGAUUGGCGGCGCCUGGUGAAUUCGAAGUGGUCAAUCCGUUGUUUGCCGAUCAGAACGAGAGUGUUAUUGAAGUCGUCAGCAGUGAGGAUUGAAUUAACGCGCCCGCGAUCGAUAUGGAUGUCUUUUGUACAUGCAUUUGAGUGCCUGAUUAAGCUGUGAAACCUGGAAUUCCCGUUGUAUUAUUAUACGUUGAACAAGUGAUGCCGGCGGAGCGCAAAACAAUGCAGUGCGUCAGCGCGCUUGAUUGGGGAGGACGAGCAGGGCAACGGUUCCCACGGGACACGCCUGGCCGUCAGGGACUGUACAUGUUGAUGGGCCCAUCAGGGCCCCGCACUGCCGUGGCCAGCCGGAUCAUUUCCCCUUCCUGACCCCGUGGCCAGGGAAAAUUCCUCCGCAGACAUUAAAACAUUGUCUCGCCUAGCACAACAUAAUAUACCAUGCAAUGCUAAUACUUUUUCUAUGAGGCUUGUAAACUCUUUCGAUGCAGUAUUAAUGCGCCGCUUUCGCUGUCUGAAAUUGUAUUACGGCUCAGUGCUAUGCAAAAUGUACAAUCACUGUUGAAUAAAGAUGUUGAA
This is a messenger RNA of Paramacrobiotus metropolitanus, 2182 nucleotides long. RefSeq lists its product as uncharacterized. Gene Ontology annotation, cellular component: membrane. The record is from RefSeq and is a predicted model, not a curated record. Lineage: Eukaryota; Metazoa; Tardigrada; Eutardigrada; Parachela; Macrobiotidae. The coding region runs from base 557 to 1699 and encodes 380 amino acids. The transcript has 3 exons.